AUGGGCGAGGGCCAGCCGCUGCGCGACGAUGGCAGCUGCGCUCACGGGUACAUGGUGCCGGACAAGACCAAUACAAAGUGUGUGUUCCCGGCACGGCUCGACAUCGGGCGUCACUACAUCCUCUCGGGCGGUCGCGGGGGAUUCAAGGAGUCUUACGAGUCGCUCGUCUCGCGCAUGCUCUCGUUCAACAAGUUCCUCUUCACUUCUGACGACUCUCUCACCUCUAUGCCCGAGUUCCGGACCCUGUUUGAGUCCAAAGGCUACCGCGACGGCGCUGCUGGCGUCUGCGAUCUCGGCGUCGACAAUCCCAUUGUCGAGCCGUUCCAGCUCGCCAUCAUUGUGCAGAUCCCCGGCCAGCAGGUGCCCAUGCACUUUGACGCCCCAUGGUUCUGGGGUGCGACCCGGUUUGACCUCCCCAUCUGGCUCCUUGUGGCCAUGCAGUGGUCGGAGCUCUGGGAGGACCGCCGCAUCCGCCAGGUCCAGGGCGUCGCCUACAUCCACGACUGGCCCGAGAACAAGGUCAACGGUGGUGCGUUCUUUUACUACCCCGAGGGUCCCGGCGGCAAGGUCAAGGUCUUCAACGCCACUCGUAACGCCGGCAUCAUUCUUGACGGCUCCAAGCAAGUCCACGGCACUGACGCCUUUCGCCCCACCGCCACCGACCUGCCCAUCCUCAAGCGCGCCGACGCCAACAAGCUCGUCUUUCGCGGCGACGCCACCUGGGACGUCGUCACCCGCUCCGGCGACGUUGUCGCCACCUACAAGACCUCGGACCUGCGUGUCUCGCUCGUCUGGCGUGGCCUCUGCUUCCGCGACCAGGCCCAUCUCGACGAGUGGAACGCUUACGACGAGAAGCUCGAGCUUGCCGACAUCCUCGCUACCUUUGUCGCCGACCUUCGCUCGCGUGGCCGUCUUGCUGCCGACGCCCCGGCGCCGCAGGGCCUUGACCUCGCUCUCAUGAUCCUCAACGAGUACGUCCUCUACCCGUUCCCGAACUCGUGGAUGCCGUACAACUACUCCGCUCGCCUCGGCUCUCCUCUCCCGCUCUGCGGCUAA
Molecule: messenger RNA, 1056 nt
Organism: Thecamonas trahens ATCC 50062
Lineage: Eukaryota; Apusomonadida; Apusomonadidae
Exons: 2
Coding region: 1-1056 (351 amino acids)
Source: RefSeq, a predicted model, not a curated record